Molecule: messenger RNA, 2248 nt
Organism: Sphaeramia orbicularis (orbiculate cardinalfish)
Lineage: Eukaryota; Metazoa; Chordata; Actinopteri; Kurtiformes; Apogonidae
Gene: irf2bp1
Product: interferon regulatory factor 2 binding protein 1
Exons: 3
Coding region: 278-1618 (446 amino acids)
Biological process (GO): regulation of transcription by RNA polymerase II
Cellular component (GO): nucleus
Molecular function (GO): transcription corepressor activity
Source: RefSeq, a predicted model, not a curated record
ACGUCCCAGUGUCUGUCGGGGAGGCAGUGACAGUAGGCCGAAGUAGGUAAACAAAACACACAGAUGAGAAAACGGUCCAAAACCGGACCCAAACCCGAGCCAGUUUUCUGCCGUAGGAUGUGUAACAUUGUUCUGCAUCGACCGGGACUCGUUGACGGGAACAGUCGGUGGUAAACGGAGGGCGUGCACCUGUUUGAGCUAAAUAGGUUAACGGAGCUAACGUGUGUUAGCUCGUUAGCUAGCUGUCUGGUCGUGCCCCGGUCCGGUGAGCUCCGUCAUGUCGUCCCCGUCCUCCUCCCGCCGCCAGUGGUGCUACCUGUGCGACCUGCCCAAGAUGCCGUGGACCGUGGUGUGGGACUUCAGUGAGGUGGUCUGCCGCGGCUGCGUCAACUACGAGGGGGCGAACCAGAUCGAGUUCCUGAUCGCCAGCGCGCGGCAGCUGAAGCGGAGCCACGGGAUGCAGGACGGGAACGUCCGGUCACCGGGUCCGUCUCCCAACAAGCACGGCACAUCUGGGCGAGGAGAGGCGGCGGCGGCGGACGGGGGCAGGCCGCACUCCGACCGCUUUGAACGGGGAGGGAGAGGAGGCGGAGGGGAGAGCACCAGCUCCACCAUCCGCGUUCCGCCCAACGGGCUGCACCGGGACGGCCAGCCGCCCCAGGAGGGGAACCGGCAGAGUCCCAGCGGCAGCCGGAGACCCAUGCUGGGGGCGGCCAUCCCUCCCAGCCUGGUAACGCAGAGCAUCGCGGGGAUUCCUCACGGGCUGCUGGCGGGGAUGCCCGCGGGUCUCACCGCCCGGACAGCCCCCAUGAGCAGCCCCAUGAUCUUCCCCGCCCCGAUGCUGGCCGAGAUGAGCCGCCGGCAGCUGGGCAUGGGGAUGAGCAUCGCGCCGUUCAUCACCCCGGAGCUGGAGCGGGAACUGAGCUCGUCCCAGAACCAGCCCAAGACUCAGACCCAGGCCCACACGGCCGUGGCCGGCAGCAGUGCCGCCAAAAGCACCGGACUCCCCUCCGCGUCGUCCUCCGUGGCCGGAGCCGUGAGCCAGACCAGCCCCAAGCCCGCGUCCUCUCCGGCCAGGCAGCCGCGGCCCCUGACCUCCAGGUCCGGGGGGGAGCCCCUGGGCUCCGGGGCCUCCGCAGAGGCGGCCACCACAGCCGCGGCGUUACCCCACAGCGGGGCCUCGGAGCUGGGCUCAGCAUCAGCCGGGAACAGCCACUCAGCUGGAAACACGCUGUCCUGCACCUUGUGUCACGAGAGGCUGGAAGACACGCACUUUGUCCAGUGUCCAUCAGUCCCAGGACACAGGUUUUGCUUCCCCUGCACCAGAGUCUACAUCCAGAGCCGACGGGGGGACGGGGAGGUGUACUGCCCCAGCGGAGAGCGUUGUGCGCUGGAUAACUCUCCUAACAGCCCCCCCUGGGCCUUCAUGCAGGGGGAGGUCACGACCAUCCUGGGCACAGCCGGAACUGGAGCUGCGUCGGCUGCCGCACCUGGCCCCAGUCCCGGCUCUGGACCCGGGUCCGCCUCCGGGGCUGGGACCGGGACCGGGACGGGGUCUGGCACUGGAAGUGGGAGUGGAAGCGGAGACGUCGCUGUCAAAAAGGAGAGAGAGACGUGAUUGUGAUUUCCACAGACGGCAACCCAGCAACAGUUGCAUCUUCCACCAGAUGGAGGCGGAUCAGCGGACCACCUCCCUUCAGGAAGAGAAGCAGCACAGCCCCCCAGCGUUCAGAAAACCUGUAGAACCCAGGUGUUCACCCUCCACCUGGACCAACUUUAUCAGAACCGCCGGACCCCUGACGUCGCCCACAUCCACCUGAAUGAAGCUCGGCCGUUGUUUUAACCCAGAUCUUCUCUGUCUGAUGUGACGAGAACGUGAAACGUACCCGAACCCACAACAAGAGGCCGGGUACUGGGUUCACAUGGGCUCAGAUAAGAGUCAGUCCAACAAUUAAACACAUCAGGUGACGUUAAAAGACCUUCAGAGGUUCCAUAAUAACACAGAUGUACCAGGACACGACCAGCACCAACAGAAACACCAGGAACUUCUAGACUAGGGCUGUCAAAGUCAUUUUAGUUCAGGGGCCACAUACAACCCAAUGGGACCAGUAAAAUAAUAAUAUAAUAACCUAGAAAUAAUAAUCCACGUUUUAGUGUGAUAAAAGUAAAAUUAUGUCAUAAAGGUGGGAAUUACCUGAACAACCAAGUACAAGCGGAAGGUUCUUCAGAAAAAUAAGUGCAAUUUCAA